AUGAGUAAACGAAAGUCUAAGGAUGCUCCAAUGCCACUUGGCAAAUGUAUCACACAGCUUCAGAAGUGUAUGAGGGAGCGACUUUGCCAGGAGCAGCUCCCUAGCAGGCUUGAAGCAUCAGAGGCCCACCACAAACACUUGCUGGGGUUGCUGACGCGAACUGCCAUCAAUGGGGAAAGUAACUCUGUGCUCAUCGUAGGUCCGAGGGGAUCAGGGAAAACCACGCUCCUCAAAUGCGUGUUAAGAGACCUGAUGCAGGAAAAAGAAGUGCAGAACAACCUCCUGCAGGUUCAACUGAAUGGCCUCCUGCAGACUGACGACCGAAUAGCUCUAAAAGAAAUAACACGACAACUCAAUCUGGAAAAUGUUGUUGGAGACAAAGUGUUUGGGAGCUUUGCAGAGAACCUGGUAUUUCUACUGGAAGCACUGAAGAAAGGUGACCGCAGCACCACCCGCCCAGUCUUGUUUGUCCUGGAUGAGUUUGACCUGUUCGCACACCACAAAAACCAAACUCUGCUGUACAACUUGCUAGACGUGUCUCAGUCCGCUCAGGCGCCGGUCGCUGUGGUUGGUCUCACCUGUAGGCUUGAUGUUCUGGAGUUACUGGAGAAGCGGGUGAAAUCACGCUUUUCCCACCGUCAGAUCAACCUGCUUAACAGCCUGAGUUUCACUCAGUACUUGGAGCGAGUCAAAUCCCAGCUCAGCCUGCCGGAUGACUUUCCCGACAAGAGGUUUGCUCAGAACUGGAACAGCAGUGUGCAGAGUUGUUGUGAAGACCAAUCGGUGACAGAGGUUUUACGGAGACAUUUUAACUCCAGUAAAGACUUCCGAUCAAUGCACAGGCUGCUGAUGUUGUGUUUAAGUCACAUCUCUACUGUAAAUCCGACCAUCAAACCAGCAGACGUGCUAGAAGCCAGCAAACUAUGUUUCAGCGACGCCAAGUCUAAUAUGCUUCAUGGGCUUUCCAUCCUCGAGUUGUGCCUGGUCAUUGCCAUGAAGCACCUCAAUGACAUCUACGAAGGAGAACCCUUUAACUUUCAGAUGGCUCACAACGAGUUUAAGAAGUUCCUGCAGAGAAAGUCUAACUCCAUGUACAACUUUGAGCAGCCCGUUGUCAUGAAGGCCUUCGAGCACCUGCAGCAGCUGGAGUUGAUCAGACCUGUUGACUCCUCUUUAGCCAAAACACAGAGAGAAUACCAGUUGAUGAGACUUGUGCUGGACAACAGCCAGAUCAUGGAGGCUCUGCAGAAGUACCCACAAUGCCCCACAGAUAUCAAACAGUGGGGCAUGUCUGCAUUUGGUUAG
Molecule: messenger RNA, 1305 nt
Organism: Nerophis lumbriciformis (worm pipefish)
Lineage: Eukaryota; Metazoa; Chordata; Actinopteri; Syngnathiformes; Syngnathidae
Source: RefSeq, a predicted model, not a curated record